CGGCCAGCAGGCGGCAACAGAGUCAGUCACGCGCAGCGCGCACUGCUCCUCGUCACCAGCGAGUAACGGUCAGCAGCCCUGAGCGCUGGAGAGGAAUGGAGCAGUGAAGACCUCUUCAUCGGCGAGGGCCUACUAAUGGCCUACCGAGGAUGCUAGUGUUACCAUGGGCAGUGUCACUCUGCGCUACUUUUGCUAUGGUUGCCUCUUCACCUCCGUGACCUGGUCGAUUCUACUCUUCCUGUAUUUCAACCUCAGCCAGGAAAGCCGCUUGUCCUUUAAAAAUGUGCCCGUCCAGGGGCAACACCGUUUUCAGCCUCGUUUCACCCGUGGCCCAGCAGUCCUGCGCAGAGAUGGUAGUCAAGUCCACAAAGGACGUGCAGUGGAGACUCUCAAGCUGGACCUUUCUCCAGAGCUGGGAAUGAUUUUUAACAAGCAGGACCAAGAGGUACGAGAUAUGGGCUAUCAUAAGCACGCCUUCAACGUUCUCAUCAGUAACCGACUUGGCUACCACAGAGAUGUCCCCGACACCAGGAAUGACAAGUGCAGAGAUCGGAUCUAUCCCGUGGCCUUACCCACAGCCAGCAUAGUGAUCUGCUUCUACAAUGAGGCAUUCUCUGCUCUCCUUAGGACGGUUCACAGUGUACUAGAUCGCACACCAAACUAUCUGCUCCAUGAGAUCAUUCUGGUGGACGACCACAGCGAAUUGGAUGAUUUGAAGGAAGACUUGGAUUCUUACUUAAAGCAGCACCUGCAGAAGAAAGUGAAGCUAGUUCGUAAUGAGAAGAGGGAGGGCCUGAUCCGUGGAAGGAUGAUUGGGGCAUCUCACGCUACAGGUGAGGUGUUGGUGUUUCUGGACAGUCACUGUGAAGUGAAUGAGGCAUGGCUCCAGCCUCUGCUCACACCCAUUAAAGAAAACAGAAAAAACGUGGUUUGUCCAGUCAUUGACAUCAUCAGCGCAGACACACUAGUAUACAGCCCUUCUCCUAUUGUGCGUGGUGGAUUCAACUGGGGAUUGCACUUUAAAUGGGAUCCAGUGCCCGUGUCUGAACUCAACAGCCCUGAUGGAGCCAUCAGGUCUCCCACGAUGGCAGGUGGGCUGUUCGCCAUGGACCGGAAUUAUUUUUAUGAGCUUGGUCAGUAUGACCGCGGCAUGGACAUCUGGGGCGGCGAGAACUUGGAAAUAUCUUUUCGGAUUUGGAUGUGUGGAGGGCAGUUACUGAUCGUUCCCUGCUCCAGGGUGGGGCACAUCUUCCGCAAACGCCGGCCCUAUGGGUCGCCCGGAGGUCAGGAUACAAUGGCCCACAAUUCCCUGCGUUUGGCCCAUGUCUGGAUGGAUGACUAUAAGGAGCAGUACUUUGUCUUGCGCCCGGAGCUGAGGAACCGUAACUAUGGUGACAUCAGUGAGCGGGUUGCUAUUCGGAAGCGUCUGCAGUGUCACUCCUUCAAAUGGUACCUGGACAAUAUCUACCCCGAAAUGCAGGUCUCCUCCCCACACAAGCCCCAGCAUCCUGUCCUUAUCAACAAGGGUUUGAAGAGGCCCAAAGUCCUGCAGCGGGGUCGGCUGCGUAAUCUGCUGGUUGACAAGUGUCUGGUGGCACAGGGGCGUCCCAGUCAGAAAGGGGGUGCUGUGGUGGUGAGAGACUGUGACCCACAGGACCCUGAGCAGGAAUGGGCAUAUGAUGAGGAUCACGAGUUGAUUCUCGCCGGGCUGCUGUGUUUGGACAUGUCUGAGAUUCGUUCUUCUGACCCGCCGCGCCUCAUGAAGUGUCACGGCUCAGGUGGAUCCCAGCAGUGGACACUGGGGAAAAAUAAAUGGCUAUACCAGGUGUCAGUUGGCCAGUGUUUGGCUGUUGCCGACCCUCACAGCAUCAAAGGAUAUGUUACUAUGGCGAUCUGUGAUGAUUCCCGGUCCCAGCAGUGGCAGUUAGAGAGUUGAGGAUACUGGAAAUGUGAGGAACAGCUAUAGCGCCCCUCUGGCUGGGUAUUGAACUGCACCGCCAGCUCAGAAAUGGAUAACAGACCCUUGUCAGUCCAGACCGCUGUGACAGUAUUUUGUGAGGUCCUGCAGAAGGAACCUUGGUCUGAAGCUUUCUUGAUCCAUAUUCUUUACUCAGAAAACUAUUUUUAAAGUGUAUUUUUAAAAUUGUGUUUAUUCAAGUAUUUGUAAGUUUAAAUCAUUUUAAUUUUCAUUUGAAAUGUAAACGAUUUGCACAGAAAACCUAUUUUCAACAUAUUCCAGAUGUUAGAUGUUAAUAAAUAUAAUUUAAUCUGCUAGAUUUUAAGUUCAUCAUUUUUAAUUAUGAAUGCAGCAUUAUUUAAUUUUGUUCGUCUUUUUUCCAGUCAAGUUAACGUAAGCCUGAAAUUAAGAAUUCCUUCUGAUUUUAUUUGAUUUCAUGAUCACUGGAUUUAUCUUGACCUUAAUAAACUGCAAAUAUAUUUCUGUUCUGUAAUGGAUUAGUAUUUCUCAUUAUUGCUGGUAUGCCAAUAUAGACAAGACGGUUCAGUGUAACAGCUUAAUUAAUAAAACCAAUCAGUAUCAAGCUACUUUACUACAGUUUGUAUUAAAAGACUGACUCUGACAACUUCAAAUGCAUUUUUUCCACUGAACUGUCUUUUCAUGAAUAAAGGUCCACAUAUUUGAAAGUCCA
Carassius auratus (goldfish) is the source of this 2648-nucleotide messenger RNA. RefSeq names its product polypeptide N-acetylgalactosaminyltransferase 11-like. The transcript has 12 exons. NCBI's taxonomy places the organism in Eukaryota, Metazoa, Chordata, Actinopteri, Cypriniformes, Cyprinidae. Gene Ontology annotation, biological process: regulation of Notch signaling pathway; protein O-linked glycosylation. The record is from RefSeq and is a predicted model, not a curated record. Gene Ontology annotation, cellular component: Golgi apparatus. The coding region runs from base 164 to 1936 and encodes 590 amino acids. Gene Ontology annotation, molecular function: Notch binding; polypeptide N-acetylgalactosaminyltransferase activity.